Messenger RNA from Monomorium pharaonis (pharaoh ant), 3014 nucleotides. It is a transcript of the gene Pex6, whose product is annotated as peroxisome assembly factor 2. The record is from RefSeq and is a predicted model, not a curated record. Bases 220 to 2712 code for a protein of 830 amino acids. NCBI's taxonomy places the organism in Eukaryota, Metazoa, Arthropoda, Insecta, Hymenoptera, Formicidae. Gene Ontology annotation, cellular component: peroxisomal membrane; cytosol. Gene Ontology annotation, molecular function: ATP hydrolysis activity; ATP binding. Gene Ontology annotation, biological process: protein import into peroxisome matrix. The transcript has 7 exons.
CGUGUGCUGCGCGAAAUUUACCGAUAGCACGCUUGUCUGCCGAGGGGCGACCCUCGCAUGAUGAUCCUCUGGGGACGGGUCUCCUGCGCGCUACUGCUCCUACGGCAACUCGGUUAGAGAUCGGGGCCGAAAUUGGGUCUGAUGUGUGUCAAAGGAUUCACGAGUUGAUAUUAUAAAUCUUGACAAUUUAGAAAACUCUUAUGUAUACAAAUAUCUAAAAUGGAAAGGAUGUUCUCUGCGUUAUUACAUUAUAAAAGAAUCCUAUGGGGAAUAAUGAGCACCUCAAUGCGAAAUAAUUUCCAUUACGUGCUCAGCUAUGUUUUUCUGGAAUACCUGCACCGUAGACUCCAAAGAAUGUUCUGGCAAAAUCUCAAGUGGACCGUAUUGCCCGAUACGGUUUUAAAACGUAUGCUGGACGACCUAGAAGCUACACCGAACGAAUACGUCGAUUGUAACUCUUAUGCAGUGGCGAACGUACAGCUCACGAGGAAAUCGCGGAGUCCCGCCUGGUUCAAUGUAUGCUCGAUGGUAUCAAUGACGAAAUAUAAAUUAAUGAUUAUAUCCGUACCGGAUGUCAAUGAGAACACUGUUCUCGUUUCUGAAAUGACGGAGCACAAUCUACGAAACGUUCUUUGCUGCGAACAAUUGGACGACUCAUGUUUCCUACUACCGUUGGAGGAUGACGCGAUUGAGUUUGCGACUGAGUUGAGGAUAUCUUUAAUUGGCAAUCCGCAUGACUGUGCGAAAGAAAUGAUUGACACCAUGGUAAAAAAUUACUUCUUGCAUCCUCGAUUUUUGCACGUGAACGACGUAUUUAGGAUCGACCCGAGGGAACACGCUCAGGAUUUGUUUUAUACGUCCGAGUCUCCGACAAUCUCCGCGAGAUAUUUUACAGUUAGAGGCCUGAAAGUGAAUCGCAACGGACACAGCAGUAACGUUAACAGUAGCUACGUUGUACUGGGAGAGUCAAUGCUCAUUCAGGAAACGCAAGUUUUAUACGAUUAUAUUCCUCGGGAACGUGUUCACUCACUUCCCGACAGCGCAUUUUUCGCGCAAGGGAGUGAAAUGGUGCAAAGAUCGUUAAAUCAUAAAUAUCCGUCUGCUCUAAUGGAACCCUUGGAACAUUUAGAAUCCUGCAUCAUGCCAUUUUUAAAGAAGGAUCCUGCAGACGUCCUAUUGAACAUAAGACCGGUAUUUCUUGUAAAAGGACCACGAGGUUGCGGUAAACGCGAAUUAGUUCGAGCAACAGCCAAGAGACUGGGAUUGAACUUCCUCGAUAAUGAUUUCGUAGAGGUGCAGACUUUAACGUCGGCACAGACCGAAAUUAAAAUUCGCGAGAUGCUUGGAUAUGUGAAGAAUUGCGUGCCAUGUAUACUACACUUGAAUAAUAUUCAAGUAUUCGGUAAGACUGCUGAAGGUGAAAAGGACGGAAGAGUUAUAUUCUCUUUUUCAUCAGAUAUCACUGCAUUAUAUAAAAUACCCCCGGAAUUCCCGUUGAUUAUCGUGGCUUCGUCGGACGAGACUGACAUACCAGCGGAAUUGCAACGAAUAUUUAUUGAGACGAUUCACAUGAAGAACUUAAAUCAGAACAAACGAGUGGAACUGAUUUCUUGGAUGUUAUCCAACAGGAAUUUAAUGACUAACGCGGACCUAUCAAAAGUAGCUGGUCUUUGUUCAGAUUUUAAAUUCGCGGAUCUCCUAGCGUUGACACUGCAAGCAGCUAAAUUUCGGUUCCAAUUAAUAUCGCACGAUCAGAAAUGCACAUUUACCCUGGAACAAGAAGAUUUCGCUCGAGCUUACGAAUAUAUGCAAUCCGUGUAUUCCGAUAGUAAAGGUGCUCCACGAGUGCCGGAAGUCCACUGGGAGGACAUAGGCGGUUUGGCAGAAUUGAAACACGAGAUUAUUCGCAGGAUUCAGUUGCCUUUGUUGAACGCCUUCGGAUUUGGACAAUCCGGAUUACUAUUAUAUGGUCCGCCCGGCACCGGGAAAACUCUUCUCGCUAAAGCAGUGGCAACCGAGUAUCAGAUGCAUUUUUUGUCGGUUAAAGGUCCGGAAGUACUAAAUAUGUACGUCGGUCAGAGCGAAAAGAACGUAAGAGAAAUUUUCGAGCGCGCGCGUUCUUCGGCCCCUUGCAUCAUCUUUUUCGAUGAGCUGGAUUCAUUGGCGCCCAACCGAGGUAGGAGUGGAGAUAGCGGCGGCGUGAUGGACCGGGUGGUCUCUCAGUUACUCGCUGAAAUGGACGGUCUCGAGGAGUCCGGUAGCAUAUUCAUCAUAGGAGCCACAAACAGGCCCGAUCUCAUAGAUCCCGCACUACUCCGACCGGGUAGAUUCGACAAAAUGCUCUACGUCGGCAUCCACUCCGACCGCGCGUCCAAGCUCAGCGUUCUGGAGGCGCAAACACGUAAAUUCGAAUUCCGAGAAAGCGGACGAGAAUUGGAACAAGUCGUGGAUCAACUGCCCGACAACGUCACUGGCGCGGACCUAUAUUCGGUCUCCUCAAACGCGUGGCUCAAUGCCGUACGCGAGAUGCUUGCGAAGCAUCAGGAAAGGAUCAAGAACGAUUAUUCCGAAGAAGAAGGUGUAAUUAAGAACAAUGUUAUCGUGGAAUUGCGCCAUUUUUCAGAUGCAAUUCACAAUUUGGUACCCUCAGUUACUGAUGAAGAGAUAAAAAGAUAUAACAAAAUGUCGGUGGAGUUAUCGUCGCAAUUUUAGAAUUGUUUUUCAAGUAUGAUACAAUAUAAAUGUAUAUUGUUUGUUACUCUCAGGAUAUUUUAAAAUAAGUUUCAUUAUCCGUGAUAAUAGAUUUUAUAAUAGAUUUUAUCUCAUGCCAAAGUUUUUAAUUCUUAUAAUACAUAUUGUAUGUAUAUUGGAAUGUAUUAAGGUAAUGGUUUGCCUAUAAAAAGGAAUGAUCUCGGAAUGAAACAACGCACGAUAUUAUAAACGACAUGUUAUUUUAUUUCGAGAAGUAUGUAAAACAAUUUUUACAGCGAAUAAUUAAAAUGAAGGAAUCAAUC